Molecule: messenger RNA, 912 nt
Organism: Quercus lobata
Lineage: Eukaryota; Viridiplantae; Streptophyta; Magnoliopsida; Fagales; Fagaceae
Exons: 3
Coding region: 1-912 (303 amino acids)
Source: RefSeq, a predicted model, not a curated record
AUGGAAUCUUCAAAUGUUGUGAUCAAUGAUGAAGUAUGUCCAGAAGCACAUCCAGAAAGCACUACUCAGGUUCAAGAUAAGCCAAUGGAGAUUAAUGACUCUCUCCCUGAUGAUUAUGUUGUGAAACAUAGUGAUGAGGAGCUAAUGGUGUUGAAUGAUGCAAUAUCUAUGCCAUCAAGUCCUGAACCAUCCACUCCAGUUCAUGAGACUCAACAGGUUCAACAUGAGUUUAGUCCUUCAUCAGAACAGAGAGAUGAAAUGAAGGCAAUGUUUGAAAUGAUAGUUGGUGAACUAACAUAUUUCUUGGGAUUACAGAUGAAGCAAACAGAUUCAGGGAUCUACAUCAACCAAGCCAAAUACGCAAAGAAUCUAGUCAAGAGAUUUGGACUGGAUCAUGUUGCCCAUGCUAGAACACCAAUGGCCGCCAAUGCAAAACUAACAAAUGAUCCAUCAGGUGAGUCUGUUGAUGUUACACUAUACAGAAGUAUGAUUAGAUGUUUGCUAUAUUUGACUGCUAGUCGGCCUGAUAUUGCUUUUAGUGUCGGUGUUUGUUCUAGAUUUCAGUCUAAUCCUAAGGUUUCACACUUAAAUGUUGUCAAAAGAAUAAUUAAAUAUGUUGCUGAAACUUGUGACUAUGGAUUAUUUUAUAACAAAGAGUCUAAUCAAUCUCUUGCUGGCUUUUCUGAUUCUGAUUGGGCUGGUAAUGCUGAUGAUAGAAAAAGCACCACUGGUGGAUGUUUUUAUGUUGGUGCUAACCUUGUUGCCUGGAUGAGCAAAAAGCAAAAUUCUGUGUCCUUGUCUACUGCCGAGGCAGAAUAUAUUGCUGCUAGAAAUUAUGAGAUAUCCCAAGAUACCAUGGGGGUUUACUGUGAUAACUCUAGUGCUAUUGACAUAUCUAAGAACCCUGUUUAG